CCUUGCUUCUGUCCCUCCCUCCCCAGGACCCAUUCCCUGGGCCACCAUGGCCGCGGCCAUCGCCAGCGGCUUGAUCCGCCAGAAGCGGCAGGCGCGGGAGCAGCACUGGGACCGGCCCUCUGCCAGCAGGAGGCGGAGCAGCCCCAGCAAGAACCGCGGGCUUUGCAAUGGCAACCUGGUGGAUAUCUUCUCCAAAGUGCGCAUCUUCGGCCUCAAGAAGCGCAGGUUACGGCGCCAAGAUCCCCAGCUCAAGGGCAUAGUGACCAGGUUAUAUUGCAGGCAAGGCUACUACUUGCAGAUGCACCCCGAUGGAGCUCUCGAUGGGACCAAGGAUGACAGCACCAAUUCCACACUGUUCAACCUCAUCCCAGUGGGACUGCGUGUCGUUGCCAUCCAGGGAGUGAAGACAGGGUUGUACAUAGCCAUGAAUGGAGAAGGUUACCUCUACCCAUCAGAACUUUUUACUCCUGAAUGCAAGUUUAAAGAGUCUGUUUUUGAAAACUAUUAUGUAAUCUACUCAUCCAUGCUGUACAGGCAACAGGAGUCUGGCAGAGCCUGGUUUUUGGGAUUAAAUAAGGAAGGGCAAGUUAUGAAAGGGAACAGAGUAAAGAAAACUAAAGCAGCAGCUCAUUUUCUGCCCAAGCCAUUGGAAGUUGCUAUGUACCGAGAACCAUCUUUGCAUGAUGUUGGCGAAACAGUUCCGAAAGCUGGGGUGACUCCAAGCAAAAGUACAAGUGCAUCUGCAAUAAUGAAUGGAGGAAAGCCAGUCAACAAGUGCAAGACCACAUAGCCAGAUCCUCAGGUGUCCUGACUUACUUGUCCAGAGCACAGUGGAGUGAUUUAUCUUUACUAGACAUUCCUGCUCCUGUGGCUGAAGAGUCCCAGCAGUCAAGCUGAUGCUUGUUCUAUGCUGUCUCAGACCUCCUUCGUUGCAAGUGGAUAAAUCUCAACCUGUGGUCCCCCCACACCAAGAAGACACCUGGACAAACCAGCUAAACUCAGACCAUGGAAUGCCCUACCAGAUAUGGAAUGCCUUUUUAAUAUCUUUUCUGUGACUGUGACACUUCAUGUGAAUGACAUACUUCACAAAUACACUCAAUACCUUGCCUGCUGACAGCUACCCAUAAUCCUUUUUUGAGUCCUGUUUCAGCGAAAUCCAUGUGUUUAAGUUCAAUUUUGUAGCACACAAAUAAUAUUGAGUAAUUUCUAGUUAGACGCUGUAAACCUGUGCUAUCAUGGAUUUCUCUUUUUCCCAUUUUUGCAGGGCUGCUUGCUCCACUGUCUGUGACAUUUAGCAGGAUUGUGUUCCUCUGAAUCUUCAGUGUUGUAGUUGGAUUAGUUUGGAGAACAAUCAGGGAAUCAGGAAGCCUUCUAAAUCUAUUACUACAAAUCGUAUCUACAAAGAUUAAGGUGUUCUUUGGCUUACAUUACCGAUUAAACACACAUAUACGCUCUGUCCAGUAGGAGACACUGGACUCCCAAGGUGGUUAUGGCCUGGGUAGACCAAGGGUCAAACACAAUCCAUGGGAAGCUCUCUAUGAUAGGUGUUUGGCAUCCCCUCUAAGUUUAUUCGUGUGUGUAUGUGUGUGUGUGUGUGUGUUUUAUACAUAUCACAAGCUUACUGGUAAUGGUAACAUUUGCCUUGCCCAGCGAGCAAGACCCACUCAGUUUUUGAGAAAGUGGGUCCAAAGAAUUCUGUAGGCCUUGUAGGCCUGAUUAAGGUUCAUUUUUUUCAUCUAUUAAUCCUCACUAUUGGGAAAAGGAAAAAUAAAAACAAAUCAUUACAACUUAUAAGAAAUAUGCUACCUAAAUCCAUUUCUGACCCUUUCCUCCCUUUUUUUAAAAAUGAAGAUAACUCAAUGCCCCCCACCCCGAUUUGGGCUGCAUUC
Arvicola amphibius (Eurasian water vole) is the source of this 1889-nucleotide messenger RNA. RefSeq names its product fibroblast growth factor 14 (gene Fgf14). Gene Ontology annotation, biological process: positive regulation of protein phosphorylation; cell differentiation; positive regulation of gene expression. Gene Ontology annotation, cellular component: cytoplasm. Bases 47 to 790 code for a protein of 247 amino acids. Gene Ontology annotation, molecular function: fibroblast growth factor receptor binding; growth factor activity. The record is from RefSeq and is a predicted model, not a curated record. The transcript is spliced from 5 exons. NCBI's taxonomy places the organism in Eukaryota, Metazoa, Chordata, Mammalia, Rodentia, Cricetidae.